GCAGGCGGCGGGCGGGGCGGCCCCGGCGCGCUGGGGUCCUGCGCGGCGGCGGCGGCGGGCGGGCGGAUCGGUGUCUCCUUCACUUCGCCCUCCAGUGCCCGCGACUGCAGCAGCGCGGCCUCCGCACGGCCCCACCCGCCCCGCAACCGGCCCCGGCCCCGCUCCGCCGCCCACCCGCGACACGCAGCACCAAUGGCGAUUCCUCCAUCAUACGCAGACCUUGGCAAACCUGCCAGAGAUAUCUUCAAUAAAGGAUAUGGGUUUGGGCUGGUUAAACUGGAUGUGAAAACAAAAUCUGCCAGCGGAGUGGAAUUCACAACAUCUGGGUCAUCGAACACAGAUACUGGAAAAGUGAACGGGAGCUUGGAGACCAAAUACAAGUGGGCUGAGUACGGUCUGACCUUCACAGAGAAAUGGAACACAGAUAACACCCUGGGAACAGAAAUAGCAAUUGAAGAUCAGAUUGCCAAAGGCUUGAAGUUGAUAUUUGAUACAACCUUCUCACCAAAUACAGGAAAGAAAAGUGGUAAAAUCAAGUCAUCUUAUAAACGUGACUGCGUCAACCUCGGCUGUGAUGUUGACUUCGAUUUUGCUGGGCCUGCAGUCCAUGGUUCAGCCGUCUUUGGUUAUGAAGGAUGGCUUGCUGGUUAUCAGAUGACUUUUGAUAGUGCCAAAUCAAAAUUGACAAGAAAUAAUUUCUCUGUGGGUUACAGGACUGGAGACUUCCAACUGCACACUAAUGUCAACGAUGGUUCUGAAUUUGGUGGGUCAAUUUACCAAAAAGUGAGUGAGUGUCUUGAAACUGCCGUAAAUCUGGCUUGGACAGCAGGUAGCAACAGCACUCGCUUUGGCCUUGCGGCUAAAUACAAGUUGGAUCCCACUGCUUCUAUUUCGGCAAAAGUGAACAAUUCUAGUCUAGUUGGAGUGGGUUACACCCAGACUCUGAGGCCAGGUGUGAAGCUUACGCUGUCUGCCCUGAUAGAUGGAAAGAGCAUCAAUGCUGGUGGCCAUAAACUUGGUCUUGGCCUGGAACUGGAGGCUUAAAAAGGUGAAGACACUGCUGCAGAGAAGGAAUAUCUGAAGAAUUUGGCCUUAAAAUAAAAAGUAUUUCCAAUGUGACCAGCAGGCUUUAUUUCCAGGAAGGAUGAUCUCUAGAACAAGAGCUGUAUUUGAAGUAUUUAGACAGUUACUUCUUAGCUGGUUUCUAGUUAAAUUGGUUACCCAUCUAGUUAAAAUUCUGCAUUAGUGCAGUCACUUAAACAUUAUUUAAAUGUAUUUAACUGUUUAAUGCGCUACCCACAGAUAAUGAAAUAGACAUCUAUGAAUACUGUACGAUUGUGUGCAUGUUCGUUUUUAUGUUCCUUUUAACAUUCAAUAUUGCCAUUGAAUGAAAAAUUGAUCACUGGAUGUUUUGAAAUGAGGUCAACAAUUCUGUUGAAUGACCUGAACUAGAAAUCUAUUUGGUAUCCCAAGACAAAUUAUGAAUAAAACAAGUACACACACAUACUUGUGCCUCAGAUAUUUUAAGAGUAAAGGUAGGAGGGUAGUGCUCAGUUAAGUUUUAAGUAAUCCAAGAAGUAGUGCUCUGUACCUUUGUGCAAUUAAGGACCCCCACCCAUGACAAUACUGAAUACAGGUGAACAGUUGGAUUCCUCAAGCUCAAUGGAAUUCCUCAAAUGGAAUGUGCUUUUCUGUCAGGUAAGGUUUGUCAUAACACAAUGGUUUAGUUCCCCCUGUGAUCACCGGGCAAGGUGUGCUAUGUUCCUAGCUGGCCUCUUGAUGCGAGAAGUGCAGAUCAAUAUACUUGGCACACUGAGACAUUUUAAGAAAUGUUGUUUGAAAAAGCUCACCACGAACACACCCUUUGCUUAUAUUUGUAUGAAGUGAGAUGUAUCUCUGCAAUUGAAUGUAACAGUGUAAUGGUAUAACAGCCUGCUUAUCCCAACUGCUGUGAGAGGUUUCUGCUUAAAAUGACUGAAAUAAAGACAAUUUUAAAUGGA
Molecule: messenger RNA, 2000 nt
Organism: Oenanthe melanoleuca
Lineage: Eukaryota; Metazoa; Chordata; Aves; Passeriformes; Muscicapidae
Gene: VDAC2
Product: voltage dependent anion channel 2
Exons: 9
Coding region: 193-1044 (283 amino acids)
Biological process (GO): monoatomic anion transmembrane transport
Cellular component (GO): mitochondrial outer membrane
Molecular function (GO): voltage-gated monoatomic anion channel activity
Source: RefSeq, a predicted model, not a curated record